GGCCGGCACGAGGCGGGCCCGUUAGCCGCCGGCUGCUCUGGGCGGGCCGGGCGGCCGGAGAGGAGGCGCCGCCGAACACCAUGAUUCCUCUGGAGAAGCCGGGCAGCGGGGGCUCCCCCUCGGCCGCCGCCUCGGGCUCGGGCCCGGGCGGCCGGGGUCAGAGCGCGGCGCGCGGGGCCCGCGGGCUGCUGACGGAGAUCCGCGCUGCCAUUCGCACCGAGCCCUUCCAGGACUGCUACAGCCUGAGUCCAGGCCGGGAGCUGGGCAGGGGGAAAUUUGCAGUGGUGAGGAAAUGCAUAAAGAAAGAUUCUGGAAAGGAAUUUGCAGCUAAGUUCAUGAGAAAAAGAAGAAAAGGCCAAGAUUGUCGGAUGGAAAUAAUUCAUGAAAUUGCUGUCCUUGAAUUAGCGCAGGAUAAUCCUUGGGUCAUUAAUUUACAUGAAGUUUAUGAGACUUCAUCAGAAAUGAUCUUAGUUCUGGAAUAUGCUGCGGGAGGCGAAAUCUUUGACCAGUGUGUUGCAGAUAGAGAUGAUGCUUUUAAUGAAAAAGAUGUGCAGAGACUCAUGAGGCAGAUUUUAGAAGGUGUCUACUUUCUGCACACUCAUGAUGUGGUUCAUCUUGAUUUGAAGCCACAGAAUAUUCUGUUGACAAGCGAAUCUCCACUGGGUGACAUCAAGAUAGUUGAUUUUGGACUUUCAAGAAUAGUGAAGAACAGUGAAGAGCUCCGAGAAAUUAUGGGCACUCCUGAAUAUGUGGCUCCUGAAAUUCUUAGUUAUGAUCCUAUCAGCAUGGCAACAGAUAUGUGGAGCAUUGGAGUGUUAACAUACGUCAUGCUUACAGGAAUAUCACCUUUCUUAGGUGAUAAUAAACAAGAAACAUUCCUGAACAUUUCACAGAUGAAUUUAAGUUACUCUGAGGAAGAAUUUGAUACUGUGUCUGAGUCAGCUGUCGACUUCAUUAAGAAACUUUUAGUUAAGAAACCUGAAGAUCGAGCCACCGCUGAACAAUGUCUCAAACAUCCAUGGCUGACACAGAGCAGUAUUCAAGAUCCUGUUUUAAGAGUCAAAGAGGCCUUAGAAGAAGCACAUGCCCUCCAUAAAGGUGAUUCUGUGCCUGAAAUUAGUUCAGCUACUGAAAAACCAGGAACCGAAGAAUCAAUUGUAACUGAAGAGUUAAUUGUAGUUACUUCAUAUACUUUAGGACAAUGCAGACAGUCUGAAAAAGAGAAAAUGGAGCAAAAGGCCAUUUCCAAGCGAUUUAAAUUUGAGGAACCUUUGCUACAAGAAAUUCCAGGAGAAUUUAUCUACUGAGCAGUGUUUCCCUUUAGAACUUGAUUUCUACAUUGAAAAUGUUGAUAUUAUUUAUGGACCUUUGGCCAGAUGGUAACUGAAAAUGGAUAACCAGACAUCACCAUAGAAAAAAAUAACUUUAUCAAACUUGUGGAUUUAAGUGAAUCAAGCCACAUUUAUAAAUUUGCCAACCAGGAGGUUUAACAGGUAAAGUUAACUGUUUCAGUGUUAUUAAGAAGGGAGAUAUUUGCACCUUUAAAACUACAUCCUUUUUCUCCAGAAUGAGAAUUUGCGUUUAACAGUAUUUGUAUUCAGUUUCUUUAAAAAUCCAAGUAAAAGUGCCAAAAUUA
Lepus europaeus (European hare) is the source of this 1636-nucleotide messenger RNA. It is a transcript of the gene STK17A, whose product is annotated as serine/threonine kinase 17a. Bases 81 to 1307 code for a protein of 408 amino acids. The transcript is spliced from 7 exons. The record is from RefSeq and is a predicted model, not a curated record. Gene Ontology annotation, molecular function: protein serine/threonine kinase activity; ATP binding. Gene Ontology annotation, cellular component: nucleus. NCBI's taxonomy places the organism in Eukaryota, Metazoa, Chordata, Mammalia, Lagomorpha, Leporidae. Gene Ontology annotation, biological process: positive regulation of apoptotic process; protein phosphorylation; intracellular signal transduction.